Messenger RNA from Hevea brasiliensis (rubber tree), 3577 nucleotides. RefSeq names its product bifunctional fucokinase/fucose pyrophosphorylase. The record is from RefSeq and is a predicted model, not a curated record. Gene Ontology annotation, molecular function: fucokinase activity; ATP binding. NCBI's taxonomy places the organism in Eukaryota, Viridiplantae, Streptophyta, Magnoliopsida, Malpighiales, Euphorbiaceae. The transcript has 7 exons. Gene Ontology annotation, biological process: GDP-L-fucose salvage. The coding region runs from base 141 to 3386 and encodes 1081 amino acids.
CUCUGGCAUCAUUAUUCAGUGAAUCAUUCUUCCAUAUUUCUUCUCUUCUUCGUCUCAUCCAUACUCAACCAUUUACAGUCCACACUCACUCCACCGACAUUAACUUGUUCCCAGAGGCCACUGGAGCCUGGAGCAGCUUAAUGGAUCCCAGAAGAGAAAGGAGAUUCUCCCGAACCAAGCUUAAGGCAGACUUAGCGGCAGUUCUUCGAAAAUCAUGGUACCAUUUGAGGUUGUCCGUCAGACAUCCGUCUAGAGUCCCCACUUGGGAUGCAAUUGUCCUCACGGCUGCUAGCCCCGAGCAAGCCCAGCUAUACGACUGGCAGCUCAAGCGCGCCAAGCGUAUAGGCCGGAUCGCUCCCUCCACCGUCACUCUUGCCGUGCCCGACCCCAACGGCCAGCGGAUCGGCUCUGGUGCCGCCACUCUUAAUGCCAUUAAUGCCCUCGCUCGCCAUUAUCAGAUGCUAGGGCUCGAUCUUGGCCCAGAGGUGGCAAACACAGAAAAUGGAAGUUCUGGAUCUAAUAGUGAAGAUUUUGUCCUGCCACUUGUUAGAUUUGUGGCCAAAAAGCACAUACUGUUGCUUCAUGCUGGAGGUGACUCUAAACGGGUCCCAUGGGCAAAUCCUAUGGGAAAAGUUUUCUUACCACUUCCAUAUCUGGCAGCAGAAGACCCUGAUGGGCCAGUUCCGCUGCUUUUUGACCAUAUACUUGCAAUUGCUUCUUGUGCAAGACAAGCUUUUAAGAAUGAAGGUGGAAUAUUGACAAUGACUGGUGAUGUUCUUCCAUGUUUUGAUGCCUCUUCCAUUGUUAUUCCAGAGGAUGCAUCCUGCAUCAUCACAGUUCCCAUCACCCUUGAUAUUGCUUCUAAUCAUGGUGUUGUUGUGGCAUCUAAAACUGGGAUUCAAACUGACAGUUACACAGUCAGUUUAGUUGAUAAUCUCCUACAGAAACCUACUGUAGAGGAACUUGUUAAGAAUCAAGCAUUAUUGGACGAUGGUAGAACAUUGCUCGAUACUGGAAUCAUAGCAGUUAGAGGUGAAGCAUGGCUGGUGCUUGCCAAGCUUGCAUGUUCCUGCCAAACAAUGAUUACAGAACUUCUAAAGAACAGAAAAGAGAUGAGUUUAUAUGAAGAUCUAGUGGCAGCCUGGGUACCUGCAAAACAUGAAUGGCUGCAAGUGCGGCCUUUGGGCAAAGAACUGGUCAGAAAAUUGGGCAAACAAAAGAUGUUUAGCUACUGUGCUUAUGAUUUGUUGUUCCUGCACUUUGGAACCUCAAGUGAAGUUUUGGAUCACUUAAGUGGGACUAGCUCAGAACUUGUAGGUCGAAGACAUUUGUGUUCCAUCCCAGCCACAACUGCAUCUGACAUUGCAGCAUCUGCUGUAGUUCUUUCUAGCAAAAUUGAAUCUGGUGUCUCAGUUGGGGAAGAUUCUCUUAUAUAUGAUUCAACCAUAUCUGGUGGAAUGCAAAUUGGUUCCCAAUCUGUAGUUGUUGGAAUUAAUGUCCCAGGAGACAUUGGUGCGGUGGCAGAAAAUUCAUUCAGAUUCAUGCUUCCAGAUCGUCAAUGUCUUUGGGAGGUUCCUCUAGUCGAAUGUACAGAAAGAGUCAUAGUGUAUUGUGGCCUCCAUGAUAACCCAAAAAUUUCACUUUCCAAGGAUGGGACUUUCUGUGGGAAACCCUGGAAGAAAGUCUUGCAUGAUUUGGGGAUUGAAGAAAGUGACCUGUGGAACUCAGUGGGUUCUCAGGAGAAGUGCUUAUGGAAUGCUAAAAUAUUCCCCAUUCUUUCUUACUUUGAGAUGCUUAGUUUGGCCUCGUGGUUGAUGGGUUUGGGUGACCCAAAAACUAAAAGUUUGCUUUCCUUGUGGAAAAAUUCACGCCGUGUCAGUUUGGAGGAGUUGCAUAGAUCAAUUGACUUUUCAAAAAUGUGUACAGGCUCAAGUAGUCAUCAUGCUGAUCUUGCAGCUGGAAUUGCUAAGGCUUGCAUUAACUAUGGCAUGCUUGGACGAAACUUGUUCCAAUUGUGUCAGGAAAUUCUACAGAAGGAAGCUUCAGGAGUCGAAAUAUGCAAGGACUUCUUGGAACUGUGUCCCAAACUUCAGGAGCAGAAUUCUAAAAUUCUUCCCAGGAGUCGGGCAUAUCAGGUGCAAGUUGAUCUUCUUCGAGCAUGCGGAGAUGAAAAAACUGCAUGCCAGUUGGAACAUAAAGUUUGGGCUGCAGUCGCUGAUGAAACUGCUUCUGCAGUGAGAUAUGGUUUUAAAGAACAUCUCUUGGAGUCUCCUGGCAGCUUGCCUGCUUCGGAAUAUGAGAACAAUCACAUUGAUGACUCUCUCAGUCAAUCUUUCUGCGCUAGAAGGGUAAAGGUUGAGUUACCAGUUCGUGUAGAUUUUGUUGGGGGAUGGAGUGACACUCCUCCAUGGAGCUUGGAGCGUGCUGGAUGUGUUCUGAAUAUGGCAAUAAGUUUGGAUGCUUGUCUUCCCAUUGGCACAAUCAUAGAGACAACAGAAAAGACUGGAGUGUUCAUUAAUGAUGAUGCUGGAAACCAGUUAUACAUUGAGAAUGUUACCUCAAUAGCACCUCCAUUUGACGAUGACGAUGUAUUCCGGCUUGUCAAAUCUGCAUUGCUUGUGACUGGUGUUAUUCACAAAAACAUUCUUGCAUCCAUGGGCUUGCGAAUCAAGACAUGGGCAAAUGUACCUCGUGGUAGCGGCCUGGGAACUUCGAGCAUCCUAGCAGCUGCUGUUGUGAAAGGCCUCCUUCAGAUAACUGAUGGAGAUAAAAAUAAUGAAAAUGUUGCUAGACUGGUUUUGGUAUUGGAACAACUCAUGGGGACAGGAGGUGGGUGGCAGGAUCAAAUUGGAGGUUUGUACCCUGGUAUUAAAUUUACUACAAGUUUCCCUGGAAUACCAUUGAGGCUCCAAGUCGUCCCCUUAUUGGCUUCUUCUCAGCUGAUAUCAGAAUUGCACCAGAGAUUGCUUGUUGUGUUUACUGGUCAAGUUCGACUUGCACAUCAAGUUCUACAGAAAGUAGUUACUAGAUACCUUCAGCGGGAUAACCUUCUUGUAUCCAGUGUUAAGCGCCUUGCUGAACUGGCAAAAAUUGGGAGAGAGGCUUUAAUGAACUGUGAAGUGGACGAACUAGGGGAGAUAAUGCUGGAGGCCUGGAGGUUGCAUCAGGAACUUGAUCCGUACUGCAGCAAUGAAUUGGUUGAUAGGCUAUUUGCAUUUGCUGACCCCUACUGCUGUGGCUACAAACUUGUGGGUGCUGGUGGUGGGGGCUUUGCGUUGUUACUUGCUAAGGAUGCUAAUGCUGGAAAGGAACUGAGACAUAAGCUAGAAGAAUGUUCAAAUUUUGAUGUGAAAGUCUACAAGUGGAACCUCUUUUUAGACAAUUAGACGUAUAAAUAUGACCAUAAAUACCUCUUAUUAUUCUUUAUACAGACCCUUGUAUAAUUCUUUAUGAUAGGUUUAUAAGAUGAUUUAUAUAUGGAUUACGAGCGAUAAGUGUGUGAUACAAGGAACUAAAAAUUAUUUGUAUGUUGACUAUAUAGCUUAAUAAGAUUCAGCAGUAUAGCAGUUUGUGGUUA